AUGGUUCGACCAACAUUGGGCUUCGCUAGCCUGGCGCUCACGGCAAGCUCGGUCUGGGCAGCCUCCUACAACAUAGUCGACACCUUCGACGCGAGCAACUUCUUCAGCGAGUUCGACUUCUUCACCGCGCCGGACCCCACGCACGGGUUCGUCAAGUACGUCGACUCGGCCACGGCGAGCCGAGAUGGCCUCGCGGGCUACGCCGACGGCGGUGUCUACCUCGGCGUCGACUACACCAACACCACCACGACAGGCCGCCCCUCGGUCCGGGUCACGUCCAAGAAGGCCUACACCAAGGGCCUAUUCAUCGCCGACAUCGCACACAUGCCCGCGGGGGCGGCCGGGUCCAGCUCGUGCGGCAUCUGGCCUGCCUUCUGGAUGUUCGGCCCCAACUGGCCCAACUCGGGGGAGAUCGACAUCAUCGAGGGAGUCAACAGCCAGCGGUCCAACGCCGUAACACUGCACACGGGGCCCGGGUGCGCCGUGACCAACGCGGGCUCGCUCGCGGGCACCAAGCUGGUCUCGACCGACUGCGAGGGCAACGCGGGCUGCUCGCAGAGCACGGGCGCGGCCGACAACUACGGCGCGGGCUUCAACGCGGCCGGCGGCGGCAUCUACGCGCUCGAGUGGACCGACGCCGCCAUCAAAGUGUGGUUCUUCCCGCGCGGCAGCCCCACCGCCGCCGCCCUCGCCCUCCCCUCUUCCUCACCACAACAGCAACAACCAAACCCCAACCCCAACACAAACUCCUCAUCAUCAUCAUCAUCCUCCUCCCCAGACCCCUCCACCUUCGGCACCCCCCUAGCCGUCUUCGCCGGCUGCCCCCUCGCCGACCACUUCGCCGACCACAACCUGGUCUUCGACACCACCUUCUGCGGCGACUGGGCCGGGCGUGUGUGGGAUACCGAUAGCGCGUGUGCCGCGCUGGCGCCGACGUGUGAGGAGUUUGUGGGGGGGAAUCCGGAGGUGUUUGCGCAGGCUUUUUGUGAUCCGCCGGGGAGCCCGCGGAUACCCUCUUUUCCGGACGGAGUGAAGGUCCUGCACGACUGCCCCGACGCCGUUGUCGAUAUCUGCUUUGUUCACGGUCUAACCGGAGACCGGGAGAGCACAUGGACCGCUCAUGGGCACUCCGCGUCCUGGCCGGAGACCCUCCUGCCGCCGAAGCUCAGUAACAGCCGCAUACUCACGUACGGCUACGACGCAUAUGUUGUGCGGAAGGGAGUCGCAGGGUCUAACCGGCUCCCUCACCAUGCAAAGAACCUUCUGCACGAUCUGACAACAAACCGAAACCUCAACGACUCGUCGUCUCGUCCUCUCAUCUUCGUGGCCCAUAGCCUCGGCGGCCUCGUCUGCAAAAAAGCCAUUCUUCUCUCGCGGAAUAACCCGGAUGCCUAUCUCUGCGACAUCUUCAAGUACACCAAAGGCAUCAUAUUCAUGGGCACCCCUCACAGAGGGUCGUGGAUGGCAGAUUGGGCUAAGAUACCGGCAUCGGCUCUCGGCCUUGUCAAGUCCGUCAACAAGCCCAUUCUGGGGGUCCUCCAGACAGACAACGAGCUCCUGGAUUCCGUUCAGGACGAUUUCUGGUCAAUGAUACGAGGAUUGCGAGAAGGGGGCAGACCUUUCGAGGUCAUUUGCGCCCGCGAGGAAUUACCUCUGCCUGUUGUCGGCAAAGUCGUGUCCGACGGAUCGGCUGCCCUCGAAGGGUAUGAUUCCUUCAGUAUCCACGCCAACCAUAGAGAUAUGGUGAGGUUCGCCUCUGCAGAAGAAAACGGGUUUAAAAGUCUGCUUGGUGUACUGACCAGGUGGAAAUCACAACUUGAGCCUGUUGUUCAACCCUCGCCCUUGUCCAAGUCUUCUCAAAAUUGCCUCCAGUCGCUAGCCUUCCCGCAAAUGCAGGACCGGUCUCACGAUAUCGACAACGCUACCGCGGGAACAUGCGAGUGGUUACUUCGACAUGAGAAGUACACUACCUGGACCGCUUGCGAUCAAGGCCUGCUCUGGAUCAAAGGAAAGCCGGGCUCCGGGAAGUCUACACUGCUAAAAUACGCGCUCAGCAAUCACAAUUCCGGAGACGGCGCCCUUGUCCUCUCAUUCUUCUUUCAUGGCCGCGGCGAUGAACUUCAAAAGACCCCUCUUGGCCUCAUCCGGUCUCUGCUUCAUCAAAUCCUUGGGCAGGCCCCUGACGCACUUCAGGAUCUCGUCGGCGUGUUUGAGUCCAAGUGCAAGAAUAAUGGCAGUCCGGGUGCCGACUGGCGCUGGCAUGAGGGGGAACUGCGGCCAUUCCUCCAGGCGUCUCUUCCGAAGGUCUUGAGGACGCGCCCGAUCUGGUUGUUUAUCGACGCCUUGGACGAGUGCGGCAAAGACAAUGCGGUCCGACUUGUUGGGGCCUUCAAUGCCUUGCUGGAGAGUCUUGCAACCCAGUCUGAGGAUCUCCAGCAGUUCCAUAUCUGCUUUUCUUGCCGUCACUACCCAAUCCUGGAUGCGGACGAGAGCAGAUUCGAAAUAUGCACCGAGCAUGAAAACGAAAAGGACAUCUCGGCCUUUGUGGAUGACAAGCUUGCCGCGUUCCGUACGGGAGCAUCAUCCAAUAUCCCCGAUCUGAUUACGGCGCGUGCUUCGGGGGUCUUCAUGUGGGCACGUCUGGUGGUGGAGCGGAUUCUGGACCUUGAACGCGACGGCGCCGGACCACUUAGGAUGGAAAAAGCCAUCUCCGCUACCCCUCCUGACCUCGACGCACUCUACCGACAACUUGUUCGAGACAUGGAUGCCCGUUCCAAAAAGCUGAUCCAAUGGGUUUGCUUUGCCACCCGGCCCCUAAGUCUCGACGAACUGCGAUGGGCAAUGGUCAUCGAGGCUGAUUGCCCAUACACGUCACUACAGGCAUGCCAGAGUGCAGAAGACUACGUCGCCGAUGGUGCUCGGAUGAAAAGGCAAGCCCAGACGCUCAGCCGCGGCCUUGUCGAAGUUACCCACACCCAAGUUGUUCAGUUCAUCCACCAGUCCGUCAAAGACUUCUUUUUUGAGAAAGACUUCUCAACUUUGGGCGGCGGUAAAACGUUGACCGAGGCGGCAAUUCGAGCACACCUUCGGUUCUUCAAGAUUUGCCUACGCUACCUGGCGAUGGAGGAGAUCGGUCAGGUCGAAGUCAACGUGAAGAAUAACGACGGCGAUACAGCACUGUCGUUAGCUAUAGGUAGUUCACAAGAGGCCAUUGUGCGGCUACUACUUGGCACUGCCGAGGUCGAUGUUAACGUGGAGGCUGGCGACGGCUUGACACCGCUGUCGCUGGCCGCAAAGAAAGGGCAGGAGGAUAUUGUGCAGCUACUACUUGAUACGGGCAAAGUUGAUAUCAAUAAGGAGGAUGAUGAGGGCCGUACGGCACUGUCACUGGCCGCGGAGAAUGGGCAUGAGGCUGUUGUACAGCUACUCAAGUUAACAGAGUAG
Messenger RNA from Chaetomium fimeti, 3444 nucleotides. RefSeq lists its product as uncharacterized. NCBI's taxonomy places the organism in Eukaryota, Fungi, Ascomycota, Sordariomycetes, Sordariales, Chaetomiaceae. Bases 1 to 3444 code for a protein of 1147 amino acids. The transcript has 4 exons. The record is from RefSeq and is a predicted model, not a curated record. Gene Ontology annotation, biological process: carbohydrate metabolic process. Gene Ontology annotation, molecular function: hydrolase activity, hydrolyzing O-glycosyl compounds; protein binding.